CAUCGCAUUAUCCUGUGUGUUUCAGUAUUUUUGGAGUAUAAGAUUUUGCUUCUUUAAAGUCGUGGUCCCCAAACGUGGCUUUAUCCACGUUACUAUUAUAUUCAGUGUCGUUAUGCUGGAAGCUACCGAGUAAAUUGGUUUGCUAUAAUACUGCCACCCACGCAUUAUCGCAUCUGUAUUCUCCAGAAAAUUUUAAGGAAAAGCGCGACGAGAUAGGAGGCGCAAUUUAGUUUAUGAUUGGGUUUUGUCGUCAGUUAGUUACCGGCCAUUUAUGCAAGCAAGCAACAGGUGCAUCGUUGGCUGGGAAGGGGUCGCUAUUGUUUGUGGAUGUAUGUGCUCAAUCAAUGGUGUGGUGGUGCCACGCCAUGACAUGCCGUACCAAAACCACCUCAUUUUUACCGACUGCUACACUCAAUCAUGUUCAGAUUCAGCCCAUGGCCCAAUCAUAAUAUUUGGUAUAUUACAGAUCCGCAUUCGCACCGGCAAAUUAUUGCGUGUGGACCAUGGGCUGGGCCCAUGACCCAUUACGAUUAAUCCGGAGGGCGGGAGUGCGGGCAAAGAAAAAAGGAGGGAGCGACGACGAAUCGCACCCGAGAAGCUGAGCAGCAGCAGUAACCAUUAAAGCGCUUCAGAUGUAUACUAACCAGAAGAAAUGUCAAGAGUUGGCCAGUUCCUCGUCUUUUUACAGCAAGAUAUAUUCAGAAGUAGAAGAGAUAGGGUGGAGGCAUCUUGUUAGGUUGGGGGAAGAUUUGACAUCUCUUAGUUUUCGAAUAAUAGACAAGAAGGGAAGAACACAUACUAUAAUGAUAGAAUUGGAUAAAGCCUAUCCAAAAUCUCCACCCUCAAUAUCGGCGGAUGUGCCAUGCAUCUUCAAUUUGCAAUGGUCGGCAAACUCAACACUAAAAGAUGUUCUGAAGCAGUUUAGACAGCAUCUGGAUAAGCUUCAACCCUUCUGGUCUACAAUGGAUGAAAUUGACGGCUCUCUUCGGGUUUUUGAUCCUAAACAUCCACGGCUUGCUACAUCAUAUCGCCAAAUAGAUAUAGGUAAUGAUUGCUAUAUCAUCUUGUCUAUAGAUCCGGAUGACCCAAAAGCCCUGCCAGAGUGCCACUUUAUUGGUUCAGAUUCAGAGGUGAACAUACUGCAUGGAAUGUGGAGGAGAAAUUGCCAAAGAUGGAAUAAAGACAAACCAUUUGCUGAAAAUCUCGUCAGUUUGUUGAAAAUUCAAUUACCUGGCCCUCCUGAUGAACAGAAGAGUGAACAGCAGUCUGAAUGUGGAAUUUGUUAUGCACCAUAUCUCCCAAUUGAUGAUGAGCUUGGCACUAAGAGUGGGAGUGGAACUGAUUAUACAUGUGAAAAUAACAACUGCAGUAAAGCCUUCCACAGUAUUUGCCUUGCAGAUUGGCUGCGUUCCAUCACAACAACAAGGCAUUCAUUUGAUGUUCUAUUUGGGAAUUGUCCCUACUGCUCAGAUCCUAUUGCAGUCAAAAUCAAUACCAAGAAGUAAAACAGCCUGGCAUUUUUUUGUGACCCCAUCAAAAUUAGCAUAGCCGAUUCUUCAGCUGGCUCCUCACAAGUCACAACAUUCAAAGUGGAUAUAUUAAAACAAGGUAAGAUCAAAUUCAUUGGGAGGUAAAAUUUUAGAACUGUCUGCCUUGAUAUAUGUAGUUCCUACAUUGUGUCUCCUUUCCCCAUAAUAAUAAUAAGAAGAAGAAAAAGUUCACAAUGAUUUUACUUGUUUGGGGCCAUUCUUCAGUUUCCCCUUUCCUCAUAUUUAUCUGAGAUGAUUUCAUGGGUCGGUCGUCUAUUGGUAAUUAACCAGAAAGUACUGAGAAACAGCAUAUUUAAUUUAGUAUAUGGUGUGUUUUGUCAAGUAUUGUCAGUUGAUAAGUAUAAUGUUCAUAUGAUUUGUCUGGACAGAACAUUGUAUUUCACUUUCGAUUAACUAAUUAUUAUUAUUACGUAGUAUUAUUUUAUUUGGCUAGCGUUAGUCAUGACAA
Messenger RNA from Ipomoea triloba (trilobed morning glory), 1998 nucleotides. RefSeq names its product E3 ubiquitin-protein ligase FANCL. The transcript is spliced from 12 exons. Gene Ontology annotation, cellular component: nucleus; Fanconi anaemia nuclear complex. NCBI's taxonomy places the organism in Eukaryota, Viridiplantae, Streptophyta, Magnoliopsida, Solanales, Convolvulaceae. Gene Ontology annotation, molecular function: ubiquitin protein ligase activity. The coding region runs from base 633 to 1505 and encodes 290 amino acids. The record is from RefSeq and is a predicted model, not a curated record. Gene Ontology annotation, biological process: protein monoubiquitination; interstrand cross-link repair.